UAAUCAGUGCUGUGUUGUGGUUGAGGAGCUGUUCGGAACACAAGCCGGUUAGAUGUUGAUUCUGUGAGUUUAUAAGCUUUUUACUGUGUGGAAAAGGAAUUGUAAAGUAGCACAACUAUCUGGAGAAGCAUUAUAGGAAACAUCAGAGUUUGCGUUUUCGAGUCAACGGCAAGCCACUUCCGCCGUCGCCAUGGCAGUCGCCUUCAUCACUCGGACCGGAGCGUUUGUGGGACUUGGACGUAGUAAAUCGUCGUUUUCUGCUGGUGUUUCUGGAGGUUCUCUGCUAGUGCAGCAAGUGUGUAAUUACGCCAAAAAAGCCAUGGGUUUGCCGCGUUGCUUUUUCGACCUAACUGCCGACAAUGCCCCGCUGGGACGGGUCGUUAUCGAGCUGCGCACAGAUGUAACUCCAAAGACAUGCGAAAACUUCCGUGCUCUCUGCACCGGAGAGAAGGGCUUCGGCUACAAGAAUUCCACCUUCCACCGUGUGAUUCCGAACUUCAUGUGCCAGGGUGGCGAUUUCCAGAACCACAACGGCACCGGAGGCAAGUCCAUCUACGGCAACAAGUUCGAGGAUGAGAACUUCAUCCUGCGGCACACCGGUCCCGGUAUCAUGUCCAUGGCCAACGCCGGACCCAAUACCAACGGAUCCCAGUUCUUCAUCACCACCGUGAAGACGUCCUGGCUCGAUGACCGCCACGUGGUCUUCGGCAGCGUCGUCGAAGGCAUGGAUGUCAUCCGGAAGGUCGAAUCCUUCGGCAACCAGUCCGGCAAGACCUCGAAGCAAAUCGUCGUUGCCAACUGUGGUCAACUGUAAAUUUUUACCUUCAUAAAGUCAUAAUACAUUAUUCUUUCGUUUUUUUCCUUUAAAAUUAACUCAAUUAGCUUCUUAUUUCUGUUCCCUAAUUGUUUAACAUUCUCACAUUAUUCGGAAUUGUAUUACACACAACUUCACACGAAGAUGAAGGAAAGACAACCAAGUCGAAGAAUGCCACAAAACUGUACAAUCUAAUGCAUUUUUUUUUGUUUCACUGAGCCCGAGCUAAAAUAACAAUCGAAUAAGAUAAAUUGUAAUCGUCAGCUUAAACAACGUUCCAAAAAUAAACCCAUUGUGGCCGCGGAAUGUAGGAACACUAUCGCGGUUUCUACUUUUAUAGCAACUGAAAAACCAACCAGCCAGAGUGUGUUUACCUCUCCUAACCUUUCCCCAAUUGUAACAAUUGAUGGUUGAUAGAAGAACCAAGCCCAUGGAUAAAAUGCGGAACAACCUUUCGCUACUAAAUUGCACACGCAAGAUGUAUUGACCUCAUCUUCGUUGGUCUGAUCGAGCGCGCGGUAAAAUUUUAGACUGGUCCUUUGAGAAUGAAUUCUAAUAUUUUUUACUCAAUCGUGUGAAACUAUUAUUGAUCUAUAGAAUCUAAAUGGUAAAGAUUUAGCAAUAAAGAGUCAAACAAAACUA
Armigeres subalbatus is the source of this 1456-nucleotide messenger RNA. RefSeq names its product peptidyl-prolyl cis-trans isomerase-like. NCBI's taxonomy places the organism in Eukaryota, Metazoa, Arthropoda, Insecta, Diptera, Culicidae. The coding region runs from base 191 to 814 and encodes 207 amino acids. The transcript is spliced from 3 exons. The record is from RefSeq and is a predicted model, not a curated record. Gene Ontology annotation, cellular component: intracellular membrane-bounded organelle. Gene Ontology annotation, molecular function: peptidyl-prolyl cis-trans isomerase activity. Gene Ontology annotation, biological process: protein folding; protein peptidyl-prolyl isomerization.